AUGUCCACCGCCCAAAAACCGGGCCAAGCCACCAGCGGCUUCCACCUCAUCACGAUCCCCUUCGCCGAUGUCGCCGCCACGAUCCCCACCCGACCCUCCAACACGCCCACCUCCCGCGCCGGCGCCGGCAACAACCUGCAUGCCGACGAAACCCUCUGCUGCACCGCAUCCUUCAACACGCACCACCACUCCGCCGCCGAACUCGCGGCUGCGCUCCGCUUACCAUCAUCCUCCCCCAAUCCCCACUUUUCUCCUCAUGACCACCACCACCACACCGAUAUCGCCUCCAACAUCACCACUACCAGCACCGACAUCGACCACCCCGCCUUCGCCUUCUCCACCUGGCUCGCCCCGCUCAUCGCGCCCGGCGGCAGCAGCAACCAGGGCUGCAGCAGUAGCGCCAUCGUCGUGCGCCUGCCACACGCCUUCGUCGCCGACGUGCUACUACCCGCGCACAGCCGCUGGCUGCGCACCAGCGCGCUGCCGGACAGCCUCGUCGCGGCGCUGCUGGACGACUGGCCGGGCGUGCGGGACGAGAUCGAGAGGGCGGUUGCUGUUGCUGCUUCUGCUUCUGCUGCUGCUGCUUCUGCUGCCGCCGACGGAGGGGGUGGAGCAGGGGGUGGAGCGUUCGUGCGGCUGGAUGCGUGCAGCACCAAGGACAGCGCGCUGCACGACGCGAAAGCGCCGGUGCGGAGCGCGCGGGAGGUCGUCAGGGCGGUGGCGGGCAGCAUGCGUGCGGCUGGGGCGUUGGGGAGGUGGUUGGAGGCGGGUGGUGCGGGAGGCAGCAGGGCGGCGGUUGCGUUGUGCGUCGUGCCGUGGGAUGCGCGGAUGGAUGCUGGGAAUGAGUUUAGGGUGUUUGUGCCGCCGCCGGCGACGGUGCGGCGGGGGGAAAGACAGGAGGCGGCGGCGGCGGCGGCGGCAGAGGGAUUCGAUGAUGGUGAGUUGAGGAUCUCGGCCAUCUCGCAGUAUAGGUGGUGUGAGCCGUUGAGGCUGCAGGAGGGGCUGGGGAUGGACGUUGUGGGGAUGGUGGAGGAGGGGGCGGAGAGGCUGUUGAGGAAGAUUUUGGAGGUGGCUGGAUGGCUUGAGUGGAGGGAUAAGGAGGGGAAGGGGAUGCUGGAGGUUUUGAGGGAGAGGGGAUUUGUGUUUGAUGUUGCAGUGAUGCCGCAGAACGAUGGAGGUCAUGCGGUGCAGCUCGUAGAGCUGAACCCUUUCGGUGCGACGACAGGAUGUGGAAGUGUCUUAUUCCACUGGACCAAUGAUGCAAGGGUACUAUAUGGAUUGGAUAGGCGGGAGUUUAGGGUUGCCUUGGAUAGAUAG
Molecule: messenger RNA, 1317 nt
Organism: Lasiodiplodia theobromae
Lineage: Eukaryota; Fungi; Ascomycota; Dothideomycetes; Botryosphaeriales; Botryosphaeriaceae
Exons: 1
Coding region: 1-1317 (438 amino acids)
Source: RefSeq, a predicted model, not a curated record